AUGGCAACAGGUGGUAGUGCUGGUGGCGGUGGCUCGGGCGGGGGACGUGGUGCGCAGAAGCGAAAGGGAAAGCGGCAUGCGGCCGGUGGCUUGUCGUCGUCGUCGUCGUCGUCUGCGUCUGCGUCUGCGUCUGCGUCGGUUUCUGUGUCGUCGUCGAGCACACAUGUGGAGGUCCGGGCGGGGACGCUGAAGCAUGACGACGCAAAGAGGGUGCCGGGCAAGGUCAAUCCGUUUCUUUACACUGGAAAGAGCUCUGUGUACGAGAAGAUCAAGCUGACGUUCAUGACGGUGACGUUCUUCCCUGUCCGGCUCAUUCUCAUUCUGCUCUCACUCGUCUUUAUCUCGAUGUUCUGCUGGCUGGCGACGGUGGGACUCUCGCGCGAUCGGCUGGCGUCGCAGCCGAUUGCUGGUUGUCGGCGAGUCUUCCUCGUCAUUGCGCAAUACAUUCUCCGCUUUGCCAUCUUUGUGGCCGGCUUUUACUGGAUCUCGACGUCAGGCAAGCGGUCGAAGAAGGUCGGGCUUGUGGCGUGCGGGCCGCACACCAACUUUCUGGAUCCUGCCUUUAUGUAUUGGCUCUACUGGCCUUCGGGCGUGUCUGCUGCGGAGAAUGCGCGAGUCUGCUUUGUGGGCGCCAUUAUCCGGGCGUCGCAGGCUAUUCUCGUCGACCGCGGCGACCCCGAGUCGCGGCGCGCCGUGAUGGACCAGAUCCGGAUGCGGGCCGAGUCGGACGAGCCGUGGCCGGCGACGCUGCUCUUCCCAGAGGGCACGUGUACGACCGGCAACGCGCUCAUCACGUUCAAGGCCGGAGCGUUUGUGCCGGGCGUGCCUGUCCAGCCUGUGGCGCUCAAGUACCAGUUCUCGCACUUUGAUCCGUCAUGGGUCCCGACUGGGCCCGGCAAGGCGUACCUGUUUUGGCGCAUUCUCUGCCAGUUUGUCAACCGGGUUCACAUCACGUACCUGCCUGUGUACAGCCCCAGCCGCGAGGAGAAGAGCAAUGCCAAGCUGUUUGGAGCCAACGUGCGGGCGGUCAUUGCCAACGAGCUCGGCGUGCCGGUGACGGAGCACACGUACGCCGACAACGUGCUGGCGAAUGCGGCGAUCCGGCGUAAGUUCCCGCCCGAGGCGGCGGUCGUCGAGUUUGGCGCGCUGCACCAGGUCUACAACUACUCGCUCGACGACGUCAAGCUACUGCUGGACCGGUUUGCAGCGGCCGACACGGACGGCGAUGGGCUUGUCUCGGAGGUGGAGUUCGCGGAGCUUCUCGGCCUCGAGCUCUCGGAGCCGGUCUCGCUCGCAUUCCAGAUGUUCGACACCGACUCGUCGGGGCUGAUCGACUUUCGAGAGUGGCUCAUCGGCAUUGCGCUCGCCAAUAACCAGUCUGACCGCGAGGAGGUCCUCAGCUUUGCCUUUCAGCUAUUUGACCCGCACGGUAAGGGCCGUAUCUCGCGUGAGCGGUUUGUCUCGUUCAUCGGCAGCGUGUUUCCGGCCAUGACGGGCGAGUCUGCGGCGGCGCUCUUUGACCGGGUCGACGCGCGGCAGCGCGGCUACCUCUCGUUCAAGGACUUCAAGGCCUUUGCGGGCGCCCAUCCCGAGUACUACCACGUCUUUCUCCAGUGGAACGCCGGCCACGAGGUCGACAUCGACGAGUGGCGGACGCGGGCGUCUGUCGAGUACGGCUUUAACUCGGAUGAGGUCUCGACGUACUCGCCGUCGUACGAGUACGAAGGAGAUGAAUCAUAA
Thecamonas trahens ATCC 50062 is the source of this 1740-nucleotide messenger RNA. RefSeq names its product lysophosphatidylcholine acyltransferase 2. The transcript has a single exon. NCBI's taxonomy places the organism in Eukaryota, Apusomonadida, Apusomonadidae. Bases 1 to 1740 code for a protein of 579 amino acids. The record is from RefSeq and is a predicted model, not a curated record. Gene Ontology annotation, molecular function: calcium ion binding.